AGCUGGGGCUUGCAGAGGUCUGGAUGAUGCUACACCCCACGUUAGAUGAUUGUUUUGUUUUUGUUACACAAACUUCCUGGGCGGGGACUCCCAGGUCCAGUGGGCGGGAAGAAGCCUCCUUAAAUGUGUCCCCUCUAGGCUGAUGCUCAUUCCAGGAGCUCCAGCCCUGGGAGAGGCUGUGUCCAAGGCACCAUGAGCAAAAUCAGCGAGGUCGUGCAGCGGGCCAGAGCCGCCUUCAACUCGGGCAAGACUCGCCCCCUGCAGUUCCGGGUCCAGCAGCUGGAGGCGCUGCGGCGCAUGAUCAAGGAGCGCGAGAAGGACAUCGCCGGCGCGCUGACUGCCGACCUCCACAAGAAUGAAUGGAACGCGUACUAUGAGGAGGUGGUGUAUGUCCUGGAGGAGAUCGAGUACAUGAUCAAGAAGCUCCCCGAGUGGGCUGCAGACCAGCCUGUGGAGAAGACUCCCCAGACCCAGCUGGAUGAGUCCUACAUCCACUGGGAGCCCCUGGGCGUGGUUCUCGUCAUCGGCACCUGGAACUACCCCUUCAACCUCACCAUCCAGCCCAUGGUGGGCGCCAUUGCUGCAGGGAACGCAGUGGUCAUCAAGCCCUCGGAGCUAAGCGAGAACAUGGCGACCUUGCUGGCCACCAUCAUCCCUCAGUACCUGGACAAGGAUCUGUACGCGGUGAUCAAUGGGGGUGUCUCCGAGACCACGGAGGUGCUCAAGGAGAGAUUCGACCACAUCCUGUACACGGGGAGCACCGGCGUGGGGAAGAUCGUCAUGAUGGCCGCGGCCAAGCACCUGACCCCCGUCACCCUGGAGCUGGGGGGGAAGAGCCCCUGCUACGUGGACAAGGACUGCGAUCUGGACCUUGCCUGCAGACGCAUCGCCUGGGGGAAGUUCAUGAACUGCGGCCAGACCUGCGUGGCCCCUGACUACAUCCUCUGUGACCCCUCCAUCCAGAACCAAAUCGUGGAGAAGCUCAAAAAGUCCCUAAAAGAGUUCUACGGGGAAGAUGCCAAGAAGUCCCGUGACUAUGGAAGAAUGAUUAACUCUCGCCACUUCCAGAGAGUGAUGGGCCUGAUGGAGGGCCAGAAGGUCGUCUACGGAGGCACUGGGGACGCAGCCACCCGAUACAUAGCCCCCACCAUCCUCACUGACGUGGACCCCCAGUCCCAGGUGAUGCAGGAGGAGAUCUUCGGGCCCAUAAUGCCCAUCGUGUGUGUGCGCGGCCUGGAGGAGGCCAUCCAUUUCAUCAACCAGCGGGAGAAGCCUCUGGCUCUCUACGUGUUCUCCCUAAAUGACAAGGUGAUUAAGAAGAUGAUUGCAGAGACCUCGAGCGGUGGGGUGACAGCCAACGACGUCGUGGUCCACUUCACCCUGCACUCUCUGCCCUAUGGGGGCGUAGGGAACAGCGGCAUGGGCUCCUACCAUGGCAAGAAGAGCUUCGAGACCUUCUCCCACCGCCGCUCAUGCCUGGUGAGGCCUCUGCUGGAUGACGAGUCCCUCACAGCCAGAUACCCCCCGAGCCUGGCCAAGGUGAGAGUUGGGGGCUCUCGGGGAGGCUGGGCCGCGGGGAGGACAGGGCCUCACUGCCCUGUGUCCUCCUCACAGAUGACUGCUCGCUGAAGCUGCUGCGCCUGGCCUCCCUGUGCUGUGCCCUCGCCCUGCUCUCCAGCUCCCCAGAGGAUUGCUCCUGGAGCCCCCUUGCUUCUCUGCGGAUCAGUGCAUGCCCCCACUCCCGUUCAGGCCCCAAGACCCGCCCCCCCAAGUCCCUGCCCUCUUGCUAGACACAAGGAGACCAAUAAAG
Ceratotherium simum simum (southern white rhinoceros) is the source of this 1810-nucleotide messenger RNA. Lineage: Eukaryota; Metazoa; Chordata; Mammalia; Perissodactyla; Rhinocerotidae. The record is from RefSeq and is a predicted model, not a curated record.